Molecule: messenger RNA, 3198 nt
Organism: Linum tenue
Lineage: Eukaryota; Viridiplantae; Streptophyta; Magnoliopsida; Malpighiales; Linaceae
Source: the annotation of a GenBank genome assembly
UUCUUCUUCCGUCUCUCUCUCUGUCCCCACGCGCAACCCACCUCACUCACUCGCUCUCCUCUCCUUCCUCACAGUGCCGGACAGUUCAGAAUAGUAUACUACUAGUCCUCCACAUUCGCCAUUUGGGUUGCCAAAUCCCAUCCCAAAUGUACCCAAAAGCAGCCAUCUUUUAAAAGCUCUGGGUCUGCUUCCCUUUUUCCUCCAAUGGCUUCCGGGUGAAUGGAUCUUCCCCUUUCUUCUCGGCCGAAAGCAAAAAGGAAAUAUUCGCUUGCUCUCUACUUGGUCAGCUCAAGUCACUAGCACUUCCAUUUACCACUUGGAUCCGCUCCUCUUACUCUGGUUGAUCUCGCUUUGGAAAAAUGAGGAUGGUGGAGCUUUUGUGUACAGUACUAGUUCUUCUACUGUCACUCUUGAUAAAUGGGGAAGCUGAGGUUUACAUGGUGAUGAUGGAGGAAGAGCCAGUCAUAAGCUAUAGAGGAGGCAUUCCCGGGUUUGAGGCAACUGCUGUGGAGUCCGAUGAAAAGAUUGACACAACUAGUGAGGUGGUUACAUCCUAUGCGAAGCACCUUGAGAAGAAGCACGAUAUGCUUCUCGAUAUGUUGUUUGAUAGUGGAACAUAUCAGAAACUUUAUAGCUACCGGCAUCUUAUCAAUGGCUUCUCGGUUCAUAUGCCACCUGAACAGGUAGAAACCUUAAGGCGUGCUCCUGGAGUGAUAUCGGUGGAGAGAGAUUGGAAAGUUCAUAGACUCACAACACAUACACCACAGUUUUUGGGCCUUCCUACUGGAGUUUGGCCAACAGGGGGUGGCUUUGACAGAGCUGGGGAAGACAUUGUGAUUGGCUUUGUGGACUCCGGGAUUUAUCCUCAUCACCCGAGCUUUUCAACUCACCACGCUGAUCCAUAUAGACCACUACCAAAGUACAAGGGGAAAUGUGAGAUUGAUCCACAGACUAAGAGCGAAUUCUGCAAUGGAAAGAUUAUCGGAGCCCAACAUUUUGCUGAAGCUGCCAAAGCUGCUGGUGUCUUCAAUCCUGCUAUCGAUUUCGCAUCACCCCUGGAUGGUGAUGGACAUGGAAGUCACAUAGCAGCCAUUGCAGCAGGAAACAAUGGCAUUCCCGUGAGAAUGCACGGUCAUGAGUUUGGAAAAGCAAGUGGGAUGGCUCCUCGUGCUAGAAUCGCCGUGUACAAAGCUCUGUACCGGCUCUUUGGAGGGUUCAUUGCUGAUGUGGUGGCCGCAAUUGAUCAGGCUGUCUAUGAUGGAGUGGAUAUACUCAGCCUUUCUUUAGGUCCCAACAGUCCACCAGCAACAACCAAGACGACGUAUCUAAAUCCCUUUGAUGCUACCCUAUUGGCAGCUGUUAAAGCUGGUGUGUUUGUUGCUCAAGCGGCAGGAAAUGGAGGUCCAUUUCCGAAAACGCUGGUCUCGUAUAGCCCUUGGAUAACAUCUGUAGCAGCUGCCAUUGAUGACAGGAGAUACAAGAACCACCUUACUCUUGGAAAUGGAAAAAUCUUGCCUGGACUUGGUUUGUCACCCUCGACGCGACUGAACCAGACAUAUCCUCUAGUUUUUGCCAAUGAUGUCUUGCUAGGCUCUUCAGUGUUGAAGUACAAUCCUUCAGAUUGCCAGAGACCCGAGUUGCUGAACAAGAAGUUGGUUGAAGGGAAAAUCCUACUGUGUGGCUAUUCCUUCAGCUUUGUUUCUGGCACAGCAUCAAUCAAAAAGGUCGCUGAGACUGCCAAGAAACUCGGGGCAGCUGGAUUUGUUCUUGCUGUGGAAAACAGUACUCCAGGAGCAAAGUAUGAUCCCAUUCCUGUUUGCACACCUGGGAUUGUCAUCACGGAUGCAACCAAAUCUGCGGAUCUAAUUGAUUACUACAACAUAUCUACACCAAGAGACUGGACUGGUAGAGUGAAGAGCUUCAAUGCCAUUGGAAGCAUUGGAGAUGGGUUGAUGCCUAUACUUCACAAAUCGGCUCCCCAGGUUGCAUUAUUCUCUGCUCGAGGGCCCAACAUCAAAGAUUUCAGCUUUGGAGAUGCUGAUCUUCUGAAGCCAGACAUCUUAGCUCCCGGGUCUCUUAUUUGGGCAGCUUGGUCACCUAAUGGAACAGAUGAAGCAAAUUUUAUGGGUAGGUUGAAAGUUCACUCACCAUUUUACUUUGGAAGUUGCUUUCGAUAUACCUACUCUUUGUUUGUUAUUGCAGGAGAAGGGUUUGCAAUGAUGUCUGGAACUAGCAUGGCUGCACCACAUAUAGCUGGGAUAGCUGCGCUCGUAAAGCAGAAACACCCCGAGUGGAGCCCUGCUGCGAUUAAGUCAGCCCUAAUGACGACAUCCACAGAGCUGGACCGAGCAGGAAGGCCUCUUCAAGCACAGCAGUACUCAGAAACAGAAGCCAUGAAGCUUGGUCGUGCCACCCCUUUCGACUACGGAAGUGGUCAUGUGAAUCCAAGGGCUGCUCUCGAUCCUGGGCUCGUCUUUGAUGCAGGGUACACGGAUUACUUGGGGUUCUUGUGCACGACGCCCGGGAUCAAUGCCCACGAGAUACGAAACUUCACGAACAUGCGCUGCAACUACACCAUGGGCCACCCGUCGAACCUCAACUCGCCAUCGAUCACAGUGGCCCGCCUAGUGAAGACCUUCACCGUGACUCGCACAGUUACGAAUGUAGCCGAUGAGGAAGAGACCUACGUGAUCACCGCGAGAAUGGAGCCUGCGAUCGCCAUCGAGGUGAAGCCUUCGGCCAUGACUCUGAGGCCUGGUGCAUCGAGGAAGUUGACUGUAAGCUUAACUGUUCGAUCGGUGUCUGGAGGGUACAGUUUUGGGAAGGUGACAAUGAAGGGCAGCCGCGGCCAUAGAGUGAGAAUCCCAGUUGUAGCAAUGGGAUACUGGCGAUAGAAUAAAGGAAAUGCGAAUUUGGUUGGUUAGUGAUCUAUGAAUCAGAUUUCAGUGUUCUUAAUCAUGGUCUGGUUUGGUUGGGGGGUUGAGAUGAUAUAAUUCUUUUGUAUGUUGUACCAUCUGGUAAUAAUAGAGAAUAAGAGUGAGUUAGUUAGGAAGAUGUUUAUAUAUCAAGUACCAUAUUAUCAUUUAUUUUGCUAUUACCAGUACUUAUCUGAAUUGCUAUUUGUCGCCCUAAAAUUUAAAUUUUAUCGCCCUAAAUCACACUAAAUUGACACAUUUACCCCUAAUCUCCAUUUCUAAC